CUGUCUCUCUGUCUGUCUCUACCUGCCUCCCCCCUCCCUCCAUCCCUCCCUCGUCCCUCUCCUCCCCCCUCUCGGUGCGGACAUGCUCCCGGGGCUCCGGAGAUGAGGCUCCGAAAUGUCUCCUUCUUGACGGUCUUGUUGUUUGGGCUGUGCGGGCUGGUCUCCCUGUCCUGGUACACCGCCUUCAGCAGCUCCAGAGGAGAUGUGGUGGAUAUUUAUCAGAGGGAGUUCCUGGCGUUGAGGGAGCGCCUCCACUCAGCCGAGCAGGAGAAUCUGCGGCGCUCCAAAGAGCUGAAUCUGGUCCUGGAGGAGAUUAAGAGGGCCAUCGCUGAGAAACAGGCGCUCAGAGACAUCAACCGCACCUGGAGCAGCCUCUCCGAGGAGACGAGGCUGAAGCUGUGGAAUGUGAGCAGCAGUAAAAACGUCCUGCAGCUCCCCUCCAUCUUCCAUCAUCUUCCUCACCUGCUGAACAGAGAGGACAGCCUGCAGCCCGCCGUGCACCUGGGACAGGGACGCACCGGAGUCUCCAUCGUGAUGGGGGUUCCCAGUGUGAAGAGGGAGGUCCACUCGUACCUGACCGACACACUCAGCUCUCUGAUGUCAGAGCUCAGUCCCGCCGAGAAAGAAGACUGCGUCAUCGUCGUCCUCAUUGCAGAGGCUGACCAGCAGUAUGCCAGCAGUGUAGCAGACAACCUGAAGCGCCUUUUUCCAGCAGAGAUUCAGUCGGGUCUGUUGGAGGUCGUCUCCCCGUCCGUCCACUUCUACCCCGACUUCUCUCGACUCCGAGAGUCCUUUGGAGACCCGAAGGAGAGAGUCAGGUGGAGGACGAAGCAGAACCUGGACUACUGUUUCCUGAUGAUGUACGCUCAGUCUAAAGGAACUUACUACGUCCAGCUGGAGGAUGAUAUCGUUGCCCGUCCGAACUACUUCACCACCAUGAAGAACUUCGCACUGCAGCAGCCGUCGGAGGAAUGGAUGAUCCUCGAGUUUUCUCAGCUCGGCUUCAUCGGUAAGAUGUUCAAGUCUCUGGACCUGUCACUCAUCGUGGAGUUCAUGCUGAUGUUCUACAAAGACAAACCCAUCGACUGGCUGCUGGACCACAUCAUGUGGGUCAAAGUGUGCAACCCAGAGAAGGACGCGAAACACUGCGACAGGCAGAAAGCAAACCUGAGGAUUCGGUUCAAACCGUCUCUCUUCCAACAUGUCGGCACCCACUCGUCUCUGGCUGGAAAAAUACAGAAACUCAAGGAUAAGGACUUUGGGAAACAGACCCUCCAUAAGGGUCACGCCAACCCGCUGGCGGAGGUGACGACCAGCCUGAAGACCUACCAGCACUUCACCCUGGAGAAAGCCUACCUGGGGGAGGACUUCUUCUGGGCCUUCACCCCCGUAGCGGGGGACUUCAUACGGAUACGAUUCUUCACACCUGUUCGCAUCGAGAGGUAUUUCUUUCGGAGCGGGAACAUUGAACAUCCGGGAGACAAACUCUUCAACACAUCGGUGGAGGUUCUGCCGUUCGACAAUAUUCAGGCAGAGAAAGAGGCGUUGACAGAAGGGAGAGAGAAAACACCAAAGUACCAUCGGACAGAAGACGGAUUCAUCAGGAUAGGAACGUUCAAGAACGGGAUCGCAGAGGGGGAGGUGGACCCCACCUUCGGGCCCCUGGAGGCCAUGCGCCUCUCAGUGUUGACGGACUCGCCGGUCUGGGUGAUCCUCAGCGAGAUCUUCAUAAAGAAAGCAGAGUGAAGCCCCUCUCCCCCCUCAGUGAUACCUCAACACCUCCGAGCGUUCAGCCGAGCUGACCGGAGGCUCGUCAGCUGCCGUCCUGCUCCAGUCCUGCUCACCAGAUUCACACCGCGGUGCCACAGCGCCGCCGUCUGGCUGGACCUCGCCACUGCAGGGCUGAACAGAUGAGAGACUGAAACACAGAUCACACAGACAGACAGGCAGGGGUCUCCUGGGUUUGCACAACACGACAUGCAAAAAGAGAAGAUGCUCUCAGAUGAUGCUGUAAUUAAGAAUCUGUAUUUAUGUGUACAUACAAGAAGGUAGAUGUUGAAAACACUGGUAAUUGUCGAGGCGGUGGCGACCGCGCCGCGUCCACUGAAACUGCUGCUUCAAAAUCAAAGACUCAAAGGCCUCUUUCUAUCUGCAGACGGUCGGUCCGGACCUUUCUACCAACACUAUCCCACCAGUAUACCCCCCCACAGUAACCAUGUAUGUGCAUAUAUGCAUAGAGAUGUACACACUAUCAUAUGAAUGCCCUCUCAGUGUGUUGAUAUGUGUCUGUAGUUGCUGGUCGGGGUUCAGACCGUUUCCCUCCAUCUGAGAGCGAUUUGCCUUAACAAAGACGAACAGCAGAUUUACUUCAAACAGAAACGAGCCCCGGACUGAUGAAAUGUAGCCACAAUAAGUACCCAGAAUCCUUUGCUGCAACCUUGGACCUUCUCUCAUCUUUGUGGUUUGAAACUACUGACGACAGCUGGUAUCUUACUUUUUUAACAAAGUCUUUUAAAGUUGUUUAAUUUUGAGUUUACUGAGGCCUUGUUACUGUCCACUGCUCUUUCACAGUACUCUGUUGUAGGUUACAGUACUCUACUGUACUGUACAGUACUUCACAGUACUCUGCUGUAGGUUACAGUGCUGUAACAUACUCUACAGUAUUGUGACAUACUGUACAGUACUCUAAUGUACCCACAGUACUCUAGUUUCCUCUGCUGUGCUCUGCAGCACUUUAAGGUACUUUACAAUACUGUGACAUACUCUGCAGUACUCUGACGUACCUUACAGUACUCUAAUGUACUUUGCAGUACUUCACAGUAAUCUGCUGUACUUCAGAGAGCUGUAACAUACUAUACAGUACUCUAAUGUACUCUACAGUAUGCUAGUUUCCUCUGCUGUGCUCUGCAGUACUCUAAAGUACAUUACAGUACUUUACAGUACUCUGAUGUACUUUACAGUGCUAUGACAUACUCUACAGUACUCUCGUUUCCUCUGCUGUGCUCUGUUAACUUUACUGUACUGUAGUUUUUCAGUCCAGUGCAACAACAGAGAUUCACAUAUUUUCUUUUUUUCCAUUUUCAGUCUCUCAUUGACACUUUUGGUAAUAAAUACUAUAAAUUAUAAAAUACGUCAGACGGUUUAAUUUUCAUUUCUCUGUAAAGACAGUGUCUUGUCUUGUCAUAUUAAUAUCAUCUGCUUCAGUCCACGUCUCCUGAUACUCCCUCAGAUUAUUAAUCUGUGCCCUUUUCACACUUGGUUUGUUCCCUCGGUUCAAUAAUUGGUGCCCUGAAAUUAUGUAAAUAAUUCAAAAUGAUAAGUCCACAGGUCCUCGUCCUUGUGUUGCUAUUACGAUCGUGUGCAGAGAGAUGAUUAACCAGGUUUCAUAUCCUAUAGAAAAACCAGGAUAAGACUCAAAAUCAGGAAACUAGUGUGCAUAUAAAUGCACUCAUAUAUUCAACAUGCAAGAAGGACCUGCUUCAAACUGAAAUGUAGCCAGUUAAGCCAGGUUUUUUUUGUGAAUUUCCCCUCAAAAUACAUUCACUUUCAACUAAAUUUAGCCCAAGAAAUACUGCCACCUUCAAAUCAACAAUUCAUUGUUGUGUUCUCAGCUCUGAAAACGCACCGAUUAUUAAUUUAAGGGAACAAACAAAGUGAGUCAAGAGGACAAAAUUACUCUUUUAAAGGAUCGAUUUAGUAAAACAUUUCCCCCCCAGCACCUCCCAGAGUCAGAAACUCAAAACUGGACUUCAUUCAUUCAUUCGGGUUCAGAUGGACAACAGACCGAACAGAAGUUUUCAUUUAGUUCAGAUUUGAAGUGAACAGAGCGUCUUCAAGCGUCAGGAAACAUCCCGAGUUUUCUUUUCUUUGUAAGAUGCACUGGAAUGCAUUGCUAUAAUCUUGUGUUUGUCUUUUGUAUCCUUUAGAUAAACUCUAUUUAAAUGAUCUUAAACUUCUAUCCAAUCUGUGACUUGUAAUAAAGACAGAAAUUUAAAUGA
Epinephelus lanceolatus (giant grouper) is the source of this 3998-nucleotide messenger RNA. RefSeq names its product alpha-1,3-mannosyl-glycoprotein 4-beta-N-acetylglucosaminyltransferase B (gene mgat4b). Gene Ontology annotation, biological process: protein N-linked glycosylation. Gene Ontology annotation, molecular function: acetylglucosaminyltransferase activity. Lineage: Eukaryota; Metazoa; Chordata; Actinopteri; Perciformes; Serranidae. Gene Ontology annotation, cellular component: endoplasmic reticulum-Golgi intermediate compartment; endoplasmic reticulum; Golgi stack. The record is from RefSeq and is a predicted model, not a curated record.